AAAGAGGAAAUGAAGAAUCCAAAAAAUUAACCUCUCCCCUUUUCAUCUUUUAUUUGUUCCUGCCUUUCAAAUCACAAAUAGCUUUCUCCUCUUCAAGGCAAAGAGAUCAAGAGGAAAAGAACCUACCAGAAAAUAAAAAUGGCUUGUUUUAGGCUAAGAAAGUCCAGAAACACCUCUACCAUGAAGGCUACUUCAUCAGACGCUACUCUUACAUCGCACCAAGAAAACCCAGAACCCAAAAAUCUCAAACAAGAAGUUCUUUUGCAAAUCCCAGCAUGCACAGUUCAUCUGAUGGAAGGAGGAGAAGCUCUAGAACUCGCCACAGGCGAGUUCACUCUUUUUCGAAUCUUGGACGAUAAUGUUUCUCUUGCUACAAUUGUGAGAGUUGGUGAUAAUCUUCAAUGGCCUUUGACAAAAGAUGAACCGGUGGUUAAGAUUGAUGGUUUACACUAUCUAUUUUCUUUGCCAAUGAAAGAUGGUGAUCCUUUGAGCUAUGGUGUGACUUUCUGGGAGCAGUACAGUAGCAGUUUGGGUUUGCUGGAUUCGUUCCUUUCUGAACAUUCUUGCUUUUCCGGGUCUGCAACAUCAACUAGGAGUAGAAAUCUUGACUGGAAAGAGUUUGCUCCAAGUGUUGAAGAUUACAACAAUGUUUUGGCCAAGGCUAUUGCAGGAGGAACUGGUCAGCUUGUCAAGGGAAUUUUCAAAUGUAGUAAUGCAUACAGUAACCAGGUCCAUAAAGGAGGGGAAAUGAUUUUAACUCGAGCUGCAGAGGAGAAAAAUGGUGUUACAGCCAAAGAAAUUAGGAGCAGCAACACAAGUACUGGGGCCACAAAGAACACCAAAGUCAACAAAAGCUUAAAACGUGUGAGAAAGCUGUCCAAGAUGACAGAAAAGCUGAGCAAAACUAUGCUUGAUGGUGUUGGCAUUGCUACUGGUUCGGUUAUGGCGCCUUUAGUAAAAUCCCAAGCAGGGAAGGCAUUCCUAUCCAUGGUACCAGGAGAAGUCAUCUUAGCUUCACUUGAUGCUGUCAACAAGAUUCUAGAUGCAGCUGAAGCUGCUGAAAAACAAGCUCUCUCUGCAACCUCAAAGGCUACAACCAAAAUGGUCACUGAUAGGUUUGGCGAAAGUGCAGGCGAGGCUACUGAGGACGUGUUUGCUACUGCAGGGCACUGUGCUAGCACUGCUUGCAAUAUAUUCAAGAUAAGAAAGGCCAUCAAUCCAGCAUCAUCUGUCUCAUCAGGAAUGCUGAGGAAUGCAGCAAAAUAUAGAACUAGCAAGUCAUAAGCCUCAGAGUGAAUGUAUUAUGUAGAAGUUGAAAACAUCAACAAUGUUUCGAUUGAUCAUCUGAUAAUCUUAUUUACUUGUUUGAUCUGAAA
Molecule: messenger RNA, 1376 nt
Organism: Hevea brasiliensis (rubber tree)
Lineage: Eukaryota; Viridiplantae; Streptophyta; Magnoliopsida; Malpighiales; Euphorbiaceae
Product: senescence/dehydration-associated protein At4g35985, chloroplastic
Exons: 5
Coding region: 139-1284 (381 amino acids)
Cellular component (GO): plasma membrane
Source: RefSeq, a predicted model, not a curated record